This is a messenger RNA of Caenorhabditis sp. 36 PRJEB53466, 4793 nucleotides long. The record is from the annotation of a GenBank genome assembly. Lineage: Eukaryota; Metazoa; Nematoda; Chromadorea; Rhabditida; Rhabditidae.
AUGGAUUCUCAAUCGUCGCGAGGCCACGCCCCACUGUGCCGUACUUCGCAACGUCCCCAACACCACCAAUAUUAUCAACCGAUCCAAGCGUAUCCGCCGAUGCACCAUAACUCGAACUUUACGAUUGGAGCUCCGCCGGGACUCAUCCAGGGACCUCCUCCGGGAUUGGCUCCCGUCCAGUUGAGCAACGACUUCGACUCGUGUUACAGGUUCGCUUUUAUUUUGGAAUUUAUUUGAACAAUUUUAGGUAGCAAGCACAUAAAAAGAUCAUGGUGGUACAAUGGACUUCAAGAACAUUUUCGACGUUGUCACAUUCUGACGACUCCUAAAAUUAUCAUUGCCAGACCCCGUUUCGAGUCCGAAACCAACGCCACUUCCCCCUUUUCCCCCCAAUUUCCCAUUUGCCAUUUCCAGCCGGAAAUCAGUGCGAGUACUCUCGGUUUCUAAAUGCGAAAAUUCUCUUUUUUUUUCGGAGGAAAAAAUAUUAAUUUUCUCAUGUGACCGACGCGAAAAUAACCGCAAUCCCGGAAGCACCUAACGUGCAUUUUCAUGGGAUUUUUGGAUUUUCUCUCAUUUUUUUUUCUAGCGUUUUUUUUUUUUGAGUGGGCGUAUAGGUCUUCUUUUCGGAUAAAAUUGCAUUAUUUUAUACUUUUCGAACAACCGAUCUUUCCGCAAUAAACCGGCCUUUUCGGCCUCUGAUUCACAUGUUUCGGGACCGGUUAAUCGGAUCGAUCUGAAAUUUGGACCCUAUGUACUUCAAUGCAAGUCAUGAAACUUGGGUGGACGAUUCACUGAAAUCCAUCACGAAAAAUUAUGAAUCUUUUUGGAAACAGAAAAUUUUUUUUACUAAAGUGCAUUUGUUGCAGCUCGUGCGACGAUAUUUCCCAUCCGUCUCUGAGUCGUGAAUCGUCGGAUCCCAGCAAAAUUGAUGGUGAGUUUUUAUUUUAUCUUAUUUGCAGUCUACAAUAUCGAUUUUUGCAGAAGAACAACAUGGAAUGAUACGAUAUCCGUCGCCGGAAGUCGUCGAAUUCGCCACUAAACUCGGUUAUACGGUCGAACAACUGAGCCACGUUUUGAAUGCGAUCGGAGUGGACGCCAGGAUGGUCAGCAUUUUUCCUAUAUUCUCCAGUUACUUUUCGUUAUUUUAAGCGCUUGUUGGUGUCUGUAGCAUUUAUUAGAAAUUUCUUGCGGGACGAGAGAAAAACCAUUUGUGCGGUAGAAGAGAGAGGCGCAAAUGAUAUUUCCCUCGCCCCGUGUUUUUUGUCUGCCGCGAGCGUUAAUCCGCCGAGGCCUGAAAAAAAGCGAUAAUUUUUCAAAUAAAUUGCAGGACGACAUACUCUCGGAGCUGGUGAAACUGGGGCUUCCGGACAAGAACCAGCCGUCGGACCACUCUCUGCUGACUUCUUCUCCGUCUUCCUCCUCUUCCUCUUCCUCUCCCUCAAUUCACAGUCAUCCGCCGGUCCGUGCCUGUUCGUCGAACGGACUUCCUCCCAAUCCCUCUUCCUCUGGCUCCACCACUGGGACCACUUCCAACAAGGACUUGAGGACCGUAGUCGUCGACGGAUCCAACGUGGCCAUGUUGUGAGUUGUUCCACACUAAUCCUGCGUUAUGUACUUGAAACAAAGCAUGAUAGACCCCUCCCGGUGAUUUCUUGCCAAAGAUCGGUGGCUUUUCCGCUCCGGAAACGACAAUUUUUGUCCAUUUUCCCGCUUUUUCCGCGCGGCAGAAAACACAGAAUGAGGCGAGAGAGAAAGAGAGAGAGAGCGAGUCGUCCGUUUUAUUAUGGCCGCCACCAGCCGGACACACUGCUUUCCGGACGCGCGAAAAAAGAGAAAAAGAGGGAAAGGGAGCAUAAUAAUGUAAACAGAGACAUGCUGAGCCGCGCCGAACGGAAAGAAACGGACGGCAGCAGGCGGCCGAAUGGCUCCGCGACCACCACUUUCUGUUUUGAUCCAUUUGAAUUUCGCGCCCAUUGUGAGCUCUCGAGACUGUACAUGAGACUUUUAUCAACAAGAUAUUUAAAUUAAUGAUAUUCAAGUUGCUCCCCGUUUUUCAGACACGGCCGAAAAGAGGUGUUUUCGUGUGCCGGACUCCGCGAGUGUCUCAACUAUUUUCUGGAAAGAGGACAUCCCGAAGUGCUCAUUUUUAUACCACAAUACAGGUGAGCACAUGAUUUUCUAUAUUUUUUUGUGACCAAAAUAUAUCAUUGUUUUGCAGACGGGAACAGCCUCGUUCGGACAGUCCGAUCACCGAUCAGCAUAUACUUCAGGAAAUCGAACGGCACAUUAUUUAUACGCCAUCUAGGUAAGCACUACAUGACAAACGUUUUAUUGCCUUUUUUUUGAAACUGCACUUUUCUCGUUUUGCGCAUUUUUGACCGUUUUCAGACAAAAUUGGAAUACAAACAUUUUGAGCGCUUGAACACUUCAAAUGGACCAAAUUUGACGGUCUUGCUUUUAAAAAACUAGUUUUAACCUAGUCAAUCGUUCUAUCGAAGCACAAAUGCGAAACUAUCGAUUUUUAGUGACUAAUUUGGCGAAUUCAGCGGCGCGCACUUUUGCCUACUCCAAGCUCUGGAGACGGUUAAUGUUCGAAACACUGUCAAUUUGCAGGAACGUGAACGGACGCCGCGUAGUUUGCCACGACGACCGGUACAUUCUGAGGACGGCCGAACUGAAGGACGCCGUCAUCGUCUCGAACGACGAGUACCGCGACCUGACGAGGGAGAAUCCGGUGUGGAGGAAGAUUGUCGAGGAGAGACUGCUCAUGUUCACCUUCGUAGAGGACAAGUACGUCUUUUGCGAGACUCUCUCAAAAAGUUCCGGAAAAAUUUCACCGUUUCACAAAUUGAUUAGCACAAAGUCGAAUUAGUUUGAAGACAUUUUAGUACUGCACCCUUAUUGCCGCGUUCAAAGUCUCGGAAAAACCGGAAAACCCGCAGGUUUUUCUGUCCAAAGUCGGCCGAAAUUUGCGUGAAAAACGGGGGUGUGCACAGCUGAACGAAUGUAACCGUACUCCUAAAACCGAGACUUUGGACGCCGACAUUAGUAAAAAAAAUGCCAAGAAAAUAGUCAGAAAAUCCUAUCCAGCACAACACAAUCGGUUGUUUCUUGAUGUUCCCAUCCACCGUGUUUUUUGUCCGCUUCUCAAAUAUUUGCGCGCUCCGACCUGUUUUUGUGCACUUUUCCGUCUUCGAUUCCGCCUCGUCUGCGAACAAAAGAGCAGAAAUGACGCGGAGCAUCCACUUGUUCACACACUUUUUUUUUUUUUUUGCAAAAAAAGUGUUUCGUUCUUUCUGGUGCACUCUGUUUGUGUGGCCUAGAGAUGAUAAGGGGUCUAAUCGUUAUCAAAAAGCGAUGAAUUUUCAGAUUCAUGCCGCCAGAUGAUCCAUCCGGCCGUCACGGUCCUCGAAUCGACAGUUUCCUGUCGAAAGUGCCCGUCGUCUCGUCGAAUCCGUUGAUUUGUCCGUAUGCGAGAAAGUGCACGUACGGCAACAAAUGCAAGUUUUAUCAUCCGGAAAGAGCGAAUGGGAACCAUAUGAGUGUGACGGACCGGCUCAUGAAGGAGAAUCAGCAGAAGAAGUCCCUCGGAGCAGGUAACUAUUGUUCUUCGUCAAAACAUUUACUAUCGCGACUGUAUUCAAAGUGAGUGCGCUGUGUUGCAUCUCCAGCUCCGGUGCUAAUUGAGAAAAGAGGACGCUCGCCCAGAACCUGGAAAUGUCCCGAUUCGAAAAAAUGUUACAGUUUCAAAAAAAGUUAGAAAAUUUUGAAUGAGCAUUUUGUUCACUUUUGACUAUCUGUGGCUUUUCAGAAAUAGUUUUCAACGAACGUUUUCAGUGAAAUCGAUGCAAUACGAGAUGUUCAAGAACAAGCACGCGGCGCUCUCGCGUACGCAAUCGCUGAACGUAGUCAAACCGCUGACGGAGAACCUCUCGCAACUGCCGCCGACGCCCGAGAAUCCGCCGAUGCACCAGAGGCAGCACAUGCAGCUGAGCCAGGCGAACAGCGCUCCGUGGCAGCAGCAUCAGGCCGUCCAGCGACACGGAUCGUCUCCGUUGACGCCCGUUAACCGACAGACUAACAGUGGUGGGUUGUUUUUUGGCUUUUUGAGACUGUUAGAACACUUGUAACAAGUAUUUGAGAGUCCGUUGUUACAAAACACUUGCUUGGAUCAUAAUCGUAAUUUUAUGUAGGCAAUCAGUUGUAUCCCUCAAAAUGUUCCGAAUCUUUCGCUCCUUGAGAAAUUAUAUCCAUUGUUUUUUAUCGCUUUCUGUUUGAGACAAACGAAAUUGCAGAAAAGUUGCAAAGAUCUAGCGAAUAGGCCGUUCUUGAAAAUUCUCAACGCUUCAUAACAUUCUGUAAUUCCAGCGCUCCACCACCCACACAUGCUGGAUCCGUCCCAGAUGCACCAUCAACCGCCACAUCAGCAGGUGCCCCAUCAUCAGCACGGAGUAAUCGGAUCGCAAAGGCCUAAAAUGACGGCGACCGUAUCGCAAACUCACCUUUACGCGCCCUCGACCGCCGUCUGGGGACACUCGGAACUCUCCGUCGGACCCGUCAACACUGGGUGAGUGAAGAUUACGAAGAAAUCGCAAAAAAAGUGUGUGUGCAGAGAAAUGAACGAGACGCUUUCGGAAGUGCGCGCCCGAGUCCACUUCCAUCUCUGUCACAUUUUCCCGGCCAACUACGUGGAGUCGGUAAUGGCCGCCCAUCCGGAAGAGGUCAACGCGCCCGUCCUCUGCGAGCUCAUCAUUCGCGCGCAAAAAGAGCAGGACAGAAAUAGUCGACGAUAA